ACUAUUUCGAGAACUGCAAGCACUAGGCGUGGUAAUGCAAAUUUUUUGACUUCUGUACGUGAACGCGGAUAUCAUGAAGAACCUCCAUUGUGCAGAUCUGGAGAGGGAGACUAUGCGCAAGAACAGCAAGAACCCAAGAAGCACAUACUUCUGUCAGCAGUCCCAGAUGAAGUUAUUUUUCAUCGAAUUGCUGUUGGGGAAGACGAGCGGUCGAGGAUGGGGGCUGCCGCGCCAGUCCCAGCAGGACAGGAGAGUGUAGUAACGAGCGGAGAGAUUGCAGAGGCGCUUUUCAAUUCGUUGGGACAUCUAUUAAGGGUAGUUUUUCAGUAUCCCAUGUGGACUACGCUGAGUGGGCUCAUCCUGAAUUUGGAGGGGAAGCUAAGGGGCAAAGAGGGCAACCGACUCGACUCGGGACAGUGAAAAACUACCUUUAAACCUAGCGUGUGUGCCUGACGUCAACCUGUUUCCAAACAGAGGAGCUCGAGCCCCCGAGCCAUCUACGACAAUGCUACACGAUGUCCUGAGGCAUUAUCACACCGAGCAGGCGGAGAAACACCAAAACAAGGUUUUAUGAUGAGGAUGAAAUUGAAAGUACGGCUUAGUUAUUUUUAUAGUUUUUUAGUCAUGUUGUUCAUCGUCGUUUUUCGUUUAAAGACUUGUAAGUACAGCUUAGGCUACAAUUUUUGAUAGUCUAUCAUUCGGUCUUCUUGCUAUUCUUAAUAGAGUAGUCAAUCUCGUCAUUAAUCCUCACAUUUUAAGAAGGUACAAGUCGAGUGAAAAAACCUCAAUACUAUUUGAUAAAUUGGGCCAUGAGGUAACAUGACAUGGCAUUACUUGUGAUUUUCUUUCAAAUUGCAGCUCUAGUUCUUACAUAUACAUAGGAGGUUACCUCCUACUAGCUAUGUUGGCUUCACCACUAUGACUAUACAGGAGGUUACCUCCUAGCUACUUAUGUUGCCUUCACCACUAUACAUAGGAGGUUGAGGUUCCUGGAAGAUCCGUUGCAACGAUUAUCUUACCUGAACAAGAUGAAGAUGGUCAUACAUCCUCAUGAUCUUACCUUUCAUUUAGACGGCGUGGUGGCAUUGUGAGCUUUCUUGGUUCUCGGUAUGCGAGGCGGGUGAUGACCUUGCUUCAGAGGCGUGAAGUUGCAAAGUCUUCAGCGUAUCUUUAAGGCUCCACAAAACCCCACUUCUCCAUGUGAGAGAGUCCCGAGCCCUAUACAGACUACUUACUUUGGUCCAUCACGCCUUGUAGAAUAGGUGUAAUGGUCUUCAGCCAAACAACUUUACGUCGGAUCCCGUUAAUGUUAAAGUACUGCGCUGGUAGUUGUCCCUGGGGGAUUCUCAUGCUGUACUGAGGCAAGUAGCGGGAUCUAUUCACGGGAUGGGUUGCGGGUAGCUCUAAUAUCCACAUCUAGUGAAUGAAGCCGUUGGCUCCACGCUUCGGGCAUUGAUCAAAGAGUGCGAAGAUGGCCGUCCCCUUUACACAUCCCAACGUCCCGUAUGGCGCGCUCCUAUUCCGCUGAAGGGAUCUUUUUUACGGUUUCAACAGAAGCAGAACUCGAAUAAAAGUCACUGUGUUGAUAGAGUAGUUUCCUUUCUCCACUUAUGCUGUGUAAGAUUCACUUCAGACCUGAUCAGGGAGGGUUAGACAUGUAGCACGUGAUCACCACCAUCUGUCAUGCAUUCACUGUGAAAAAUAUUGCCGUGGCUCUUCAGCUUUUAGAAGUGCUGUCUACGUAAAAUGGCCUCAGGAGGCACUACUUGACUGGGUGACCUCAUAAGUAGACACAAGUUGCUACUACAGAGGAGGCGCCAUCACAUGACAAGGACCGUUAUUAUAUUUAAGUACUACACGACCCUAAAGUUUAAGUUUAUACUAAUAGCAAUAAGUAAACUAGUCUUAGUCCUCUGCCUUAGAUCGUAGACUAAUUAAAUGAGUCAUCUAAUUCUAUCCUUAUCUUCCGUCUUAGAUCGUCCUGAUUUUGUAUGGCAGUUGGCUCGUUGUGCUGCGAACGGCUCGGAGUCACGAGGUCAUCCUUUGAUCGUUGAGACGCUUGCCGGAACCUUGACCAAGGCCAGAAAUUUUUUUGAACUAGAGUUAUGA
Molecule: messenger RNA, 2109 nt
Organism: Amoebophrya sp. A25
Lineage: Eukaryota; Dinophyceae; Syndiniales; Amoebophryaceae
Source: the annotation of a GenBank genome assembly